CCUAGUCUUGAUUAUGUAGUCGUUAAGAUUCCACGAUGGGAUCUUAAAAAGUUCUCACGUGUAAAUAAGUCUUUGAGUUCAUCAAUGAAAUCUGUCGGUGAGGUUAUGAGCAUUGGGCGUACUUUUGAAGAGACCAUUCAGAAAGCCAUCAGGGCUAUUGACUACGGUUUCUCAGGAUUUGGUCAGAAUGACCUUGUUGACUCUAUAAAAGAGGAAUUAAUCAACCCGUCCGACCAACGGCUUUUUGCCAUCGCCAAUGCAAUGCAUCAAGGUUAUACUGUUGACCAAAUAUGGGAGCUCACAAAAAUAGACAAAUGGUUUUUACACAGGCUAAGAAACAUAAUUGAAUUAGAAAAACAGCUUAAACAAUAUAAUUAUUCAACAAUUAAACCUGAUCUUGUCCUAAUGGCCAAGCAAUUAGGUUUUUCCGAUCGCCAUAUAGCAAAAGUUAUUAGCAGUAAUGAGUUGUCAAUACGGAGGAUGAGACAUGAACAUGGCAUAAUACCUUUUGUAAAGCAAAUUGAUACUGUUGCUGCCGAAUUUCCCGCACAAACGAAUUAUUUAUAUGUAACUUAUAACGCCGUGGAGCAUGAUAUUUCUUUUGAAGAGAAAGGUGUUAUGGUACUAGGGUCCGGUGUUUAUCGUAUUGGCAGUUCGGUUGAGUUUGAUUGGUGUGCUGUGCGCGCAAUUCGUACUCUUCGUGAUCGUGGCAUUAAAACGGUGAUGGUUAACUAUAAUCCAGAAACAGUCAGCACAGAUUAUGAUGAAGCUGAUCGUUUGUAUUUUGAAAAUAUCACUUUAGAGCGUGUAUUAGACAUUUAUGAAAUUGAAAGUUCUUGUGGUGUGAUAAUUUCUAUGGGUGGCCAAACUCCAAACAACAUAGCAUUACCAUUGUUUCGCCAAAAUGUUCAGAUACUUGGUACUUCUCCGGAAAUGAUUGACACUGCUGAAAAUCGAUAUAAAUUUUCUCGUAUGUUGGAUCAGAUCGGGGUCGACCAACCGAGAUGGAAAGAGUUAACGAGUCAUGAAGAAGCGCAUGAAUUCUGUAAGCAGGUUCAAUUUCCAGUUUUGGUACGACCAUCAUAUGUAUUAUCAGGUGCUGCAAUGAAUGUAGUGUAUUCCUCGGAUGAUCUUUCCAAUUAUCUUAGUCAAGCUACGGCAGUUUCUAGAGAACAUCCAGUUGUAAUUUCAAAAUAUAUUGAAGAAGCUAAGGAAAUUGAAAUGGAUGCU
Racocetra persica is the source of this 1230-nucleotide messenger RNA. NCBI's taxonomy places the organism in Eukaryota, Fungi, Glomeromycota, Glomeromycetes, Diversisporales, Gigasporaceae. The record is from the annotation of a GenBank genome assembly.